GCGUAUAUAUUUAUUUAUUUAUUAUACUAUAUCAUAUAUUAGUAUACAUUAUAUUUACAUUUGUAUAGUAAUUUAACGAUUUUCUGUGUAGGAAUAAAAGGACUAAUUGUUGUCGGGGAUUUUCCCUUAUAAUAAAUCCAUACGAUUUUAGAAAGUGUCAUUUUAAAAUCCCCGCGAUCCCCGUGAAUGCGCAAUUCAGUGACAAGCAAUGGCCACAUACAGAACAAUCCAAUCUACCGUACACUUCAGGAUACACUGCUGUCUGCUGCUUGUAGAUGAUUUGAUAAUAUUAGUAAAUCCUGAAGUGACCCCUCACAUGUCGGUUUUCUGCAGGUUGUGGGGUCCUACAAUAUGAUGUAACCCAGAGAUAAUGUGAUGCUGCAGAAUGAUCGGGACACACAACCCCAGGAGCGUGUGAAAGUGCAGCAACUAGUGACACAAGAGCCCAGCUGGAACCCGGAUCUCCAUGAGGACCAAUGUCUCAGCGCCUUCACUGUCCACUUCUCCGGGCAGUUCACUGGCACAGCUGCUGGUGCCUGCAGGUAUGGGCCAUUCACUGCACCCCCUGCCAACCAGGCAUCCACUGGGCAGCCCAGGAUGUUCACCAAUGCCCCCUACCUGUCCAACUGUCUGGAAAACCAGCAAAGUAUCAGGAACCAAGGCUACAGUACAGUGGCUUUUGAUGGCACCCCAAGCUAUGGUCAUACUCCAUCUCACCAUACAGCACAGUUUACCAAUCACUCAUUCAAGCAUGAAGACCCUAUCAGUCAACAGACCUCCCUAGGUUAUGAUUUCCCUGCAGGAGACCAGCAGUACUCUGUGCCUCCUCCAGUGUAUGGCUGUCAUACUCCUACUGACAGCUGCACAGGCAGCCAAGCUCUCCUGCUCAGAUCCCCAUACAACAGUGAUAACCUCUACCAAAUGACCUCGCAGUUGGAAUGUAUGACAUGGAAUCAGAUGAACUUAGGCACAUCACUGAAAAGUCAUGGAACGACUUAUGAAAAUGACAGUCACAGCGCCCCAAUGUUAUACAGCUGUGGGGGUCAGUACCGGAUACACACGCAUGGAGUGUUCAGAGGCUUACAGGAUGUUAGACGUGUUCCAGGAGUGCCCCCAACUAUAGUUAGGUCAACUUCAGAAACCAAUGAAAAGCGACCCUUCAUGUGUGCAUAUCCUGGAUGCAACAAGAGAUACUUCAAGCUAUCCCAUCUGCAGAUGCACAGUAGAAAGCACACGGGAGAAAAACCCUAUCAAUGUGACUUUAAAGACUGCGAAAGGAGAUUUUCUCGUUCAGAUCAACUGAAAAGACACCAAAGACGGCACACAGGUGUCAAACCUUUCCAAUGUAAAACAUGUGAGCGAAAGUUCUCCAGAUCUGACCACCUGAAGACGCACACCAGGACUCAUACAGGUAAAACAAGUGAGAAGCCUUUCAGUUGCAGAUGGCCUAGCUGUCAGAAGAAGUUUGCCCGGUCUGAUGAGUUGGUCCGACAUCACAACAUGCAUCAAAGAAAUAUGACAAAACUUCAGCUGGCCUUAUAGGUGCCAAAGGAUGAGGUUGAAUAGACUUAUAUAUAUAUGUCUACUGUAUUAUAUACAAAGAUUCCAGCACUUCCACCCAGUGGACUUCUAAUAUACCAAUGAAGAGGUGGGACUUGGCUGGCUGACCUGGCUACAGGAAUGGGUGGAUUCAUCUAUCGCAACGGCCAUAAAGCUGGAGGCCUAAAGGCCGAAUGAGUCUUUCAAUAUCCGUUCAGGGCUUUAUUUGGAAAAAAGAAGCGUUUGGCCAAUAAAAUUAACGUGACCCUUCACAUGGGGAACCUUGGACAACACUGGUCAAAUGAGGGACUAUACUUAUACUGUAUAUAAACCUUAUUCUACUUAUUUAACUUGCGGAGAUGCAACACAGUCUGCAGCAUGAACAAGUCUAUAAUGGUAACAUUGAUGUAGUGUUGUUGUGUGGUGAGGUUUCUACUGAUUUUCCAAAGCAUUGAUGCUUGUUCUUAGUUUUUUUUUUCCUGCAGAUGUUUUACUUUAUGCAGAAAUAUUGCUGGCAACUUAAUAAUGGACAUCCAUUAUACAGUAGGUAUCUUUAUAUGGCAUUCAGGUGGCAAUACAGUAGGUAACAUUUACUUUAUCAUGUUUGGCUCAACUACAGAUUACUCAAUCCUAAUCUGUCUUCAAUUAAAAAAAUAUAAAAAUUUGAAAAUAAACAAUUACCUACUAUACACCCCAAGGUGUAGCUAUAGGGGGUGCAGUAGUAGCAGACACACCUGGGUGCUGGUGCCUGAGGAUACCAUAAGGCCCUUCUGCCACAUAAUAAGAUACUGGGACUAUGAAUAGCAUGGAAAGUUUGGGCCCUGUUAAAUUUUGCAUUGGUGGCCUGUAGCUUUUAUACUUCUGUGAUGGCAGCACACAUUGGGCCUCAUUUACUAAGAGUUUCGGGUUUUUACUAGUGUGAAAAGUUGUUUCAGACUUGUAGGAUUCCACUCUAUUUACUAUUGGGAAAAGUCGGGAACAUUUUCCGACCAGCUUUUUCUAGGUCGAUAUUUUAUGCCAUUUACCCCAGGAUUUUCUGUGAAUUCAAUAGUAAAUCCAUUGGGUUGUGAAGCCACACCCCUUUUCGGGUCAAUCACGCCCACUUUGCGACAAACCACGCCCCCUUUUCGGCUUUUCACAGUGCAAUGUCGGGUUUGUUGGAUUUUUUAGGCGCACACUGUCGCAAAUUGGCGGAGACUGGCGCAGACUUGUCUCAGACACUGCGCCAAAAUAACCAGACAAAAACCAGUCGGUUUCAGCUUAGUAAAUGAGGUCCAUUGACUUUAAAGGGGUCAACCAGGAAAAAGCAAAUUGCAGGGUCUCUUGCUGCUUCAAAAUUUUUGAUAUACAUUCCAAAAACACAUAAACAGAGCAUUUGAUUUCACUUUUCAAUUGGUUGUCCAUAUCUCAUUCCAUCUCAUUGUCAAGACUGCACAUCUUCACAGUUUUUUGAUGGAACUUCCGUCAGCUUAAAGGAAAACUGUAACCCUGAUCAUCCACAGUAAACCCAAUACACUGGGUU
Molecule: messenger RNA, 3061 nt
Organism: Hyla sarda
Lineage: Eukaryota; Metazoa; Chordata; Amphibia; Anura; Hylidae
Gene: WT1
Product: WT1 transcription factor
Exons: 10
Coding region: 376-1542 (388 amino acids)
Biological process (GO): regulation of transcription by RNA polymerase II
Cellular component (GO): nucleus
Molecular function (GO): RNA polymerase II cis-regulatory region sequence-specific DNA binding; DNA-binding transcription factor activity, RNA polymerase II-specific
Source: RefSeq, a predicted model, not a curated record